Molecule: messenger RNA, 2363 nt
Organism: Homo sapiens (human)
Lineage: Eukaryota; Metazoa; Chordata; Mammalia; Primates; Hominidae
Gene: RPS14
Product: ribosomal protein S14
Exons: 5
Coding region: 257-712 (151 amino acids)
Biological process (GO): translation
Cellular component (GO): cytoplasm; cytosolic small ribosomal subunit; nucleolus
Molecular function (GO): structural constituent of ribosome
Source: RefSeq, marked reviewed
CUCUCUUUCCGGUGUGGAGUCUGGAGACGACGUGCAGGUAGGAGGCCCGGGCGCGACAAUCGGGGGGCAUCCUGCGGCGAGGGGACCCUGUGGGGCUUGGGACGAGAGACGGGGGUCUUUCCGUGGGAACCGAGCUAGGUGCCGGGCAAGAGACGCGCGGCUGGCCCACCUGGAUCCUGGCCAACUCGGGAUUGAGUUCGUUCCUGGUCUCAGAAGGCCCGUUUUGCUUUCAGGGAGGAGCUUGUGAAGUAAGGAAAUGGCACCUCGAAAGGGGAAGGAAAAGAAGGAAGAACAGGUCAUCAGCCUCGGACCUCAGGUGGCUGAAGGAGAGAAUGUAUUUGGUGUCUGCCAUAUCUUUGCAUCCUUCAAUGACACUUUUGUCCAUGUCACUGAUCUUUCUGGCAAGGAAACCAUCUGCCGUGUGACUGGUGGGAUGAAGGUAAAGGCAGACCGAGAUGAAUCCUCACCAUAUGCUGCUAUGUUGGCUGCCCAGGAUGUGGCCCAGAGGUGCAAGGAGCUGGGUAUCACCGCCCUACACAUCAAACUCCGGGCCACAGGAGGAAAUAGGACCAAGACCCCUGGACCUGGGGCCCAGUCGGCCCUCAGAGCCCUUGCCCGCUCGGGUAUGAAGAUCGGGCGGAUUGAGGAUGUCACCCCCAUCCCCUCUGACAGCACUCGCAGGAAGGGGGGUCGCCGUGGUCGCCGUCUGUGAACAAGAUUCCUCAAAAUAUUUUCUGUUAAUAAAUUGCCUUCAUGUAAACUGUUUCAACUCCAGCCUUCUCUCCUUCAUCAGGGGCUACUCAGGCAUUUGAUUUCUUCCUCCUAUUUGGCUUCUUGGGAGAAAGGAGCCUGAGGAGAGCUGAGAUCCUGGUGCUGCAUUUGGGGUCUUUUCCAUGCUACUUGCGGCAUUAAGUUGCCUUGGUCAUCUAAAGCAGACCAAGGCGUUGGAGACCUCGUUUUGAGUGGAGAUGCUGGUUCUAAAUAUGGACCAAUUCUUAAAGAGCCAGAGUGGGAACUGUUGAUCCAAGUGUAGCCUGAAGCGAAAGAGGAGCCUUCCAGACCCAUGCCAUAUAUAAACACACGUGGGUGUGCAUUCUCCCCCCACACCUUCUGUGCAAAGCUGGGAGCUCACUCCACUGCGUCUUGCUUUUUUUCACUUGGCAGAUCUUGGAGAUUGUUCCACAUCAGUACAUAAAGUACAUAAAGAUUGUCACCCCACAAAUACACACCAAGUCCUAUUUUCAUCAGCGAUAAAAAAGAAAAGUUCUUGCUUUCCGGAAGCUUGCAUGCGGCUCUGAGUACCCAGUGACACCAGAUGGUACUCAGCGUUUUGCAAGGGAUUACCACAAGGCCCCGUGAUGGUGCCUGCCAUGGUUAGGACAGGCUGGUGGCUGGGUAGGGUUAGUGAGACCCAGUGGAGAGGAUGCUGUGUGUCACAGGCUGGAGAGGUGAGACCAUUGAGGUAGUCAGUUGUAGAGGAAAGAAACCAGCAAGAGGGGAAAAUCUGUUGGGAUGCUGCUUUUAGCCUUUGAUGGCGUGUUCCAGGCAGAGGGAAUAAGCAAAUAAAUGGGUCCUGAGACAAGGGGUUACUGUGAUGAGGCGGCGUUGGUUACAUGCCAAACCUUGCUAGGGAUUUUAAUAACAACAUUGAAUCUUAACCUGAUGAAAUAACAGUACUCCUGGGGAGGCGGGAGGGAUAGCAUUAGGAGAUAUACCUAAUGCUAAAUGACGAGUUAAUGGGUGCAGCACACCAACAUGGCACAUGUAUACAUAUGUAACAAACCUGCACGUUGUGCACAUGUACCCUAAAACUUAAAGUAUAAUAAAAAAAAAAAGCUUGCAAAAAAAAUAUAACAGUACUCCUUAAAUUGUUAAAAGUCAUGAAAGUCAAGGACAGGAGAUUAAGGAGGCGUGAAAACUAAAUGCCCAUUGUGGUAUCCUGGAUUGGAUUCUGGAACCAGAAUAGGGUAUUAGUAUAAAAACUAGUGAAAUAGGAUAAAGGCAGGGCACAGUGGUUCACGCCUAUAAUCCCAACACUUUGGGAAGCCGAGACAGGAGGACGGAUUGAGCCCAGGAGUUUGAGACCAGCCUGGGCAACACAGGGAGACCCCGUCUCUACAAAAAAUAAAAAAUUAGCUGGGCAUGGUGGCACACGUCUGUACUGCCAGCUACUUGGGAGGCUGAGGUGGGAGAAUUGCCUGAGCCUGGGAAGUGGAGGCCGCAGUGAGCUGUGAUUGCAUCACUACAUUCAGCCUGGGUCACAGAGCAAGAUCCUAUCUCAAAAACUAAAUAAGUAAAUAAUAAAUUAAAAAAUAUGAAUAAAGUCUGGAGUUAAAGUCUGGAAUAAAGCUAGUAGUAAUGUA